Molecule: messenger RNA, 1770 nt
Organism: Psilocybe cubensis
Lineage: Eukaryota; Fungi; Basidiomycota; Agaricomycetes; Agaricales; Agrocybaceae
Exons: 12
Coding region: 1-1770 (589 amino acids)
Biological process (GO): proteolysis
Molecular function (GO): tripeptidyl-peptidase activity; serine-type endopeptidase activity
Source: RefSeq, a predicted model, not a curated record
AUGCUGUGGACCUCAUUUCUGCUCCUGGGUGCAGUCCAGCUGGCUGCAUCGAAAGCAAUUUCUCGUAGAUGGGAUGACGUCGCGGAGAAACACUCAUGGGUUGAGGUACCCAAAGGAUGGCAAUUCAAACAGGCGGCAGACCCCAACGUUUUCUUUAAUCUCAAGCUUGGUUUGAAGCAGCACGGCAUGGACGACCUUAUUGCCAACCUUAUGGAAAUUAGUGACCCUUUCCAUUCAAGAUACGCGCAACAUUUAACAAAGGAGGAGGUUGACAACUUCCUAGCUCCUCAUCCCGACUCCUUGGAAGCUGUCGAAGAAUGGCUGGCGUUCCAUGGAAUUGACACCUCAGAGGCCCAACGCACUUCAGCUGGGAAUUGGAUUACCCUCCGCGUAUCCGUCGAACAAGCAGAAAGGAUGCUCAAUACCAAAUACAACGUCUACGAGCACGGUCCCUCUGGAGAGGAGGUUAUUCGCACUCUUAGCUACUCACUUCCUCAAGAACUUCAUUCACACAUCGACGUCGUGGCGCCGACCACUUAUUUUGGGACCCUUCGCAGCAUGCGAAAGACAAGCUUCUUGCAGCCUGACGUCAAGCCUAUCACUGAUGAGGAACUGGCAGCUUCUUUAGUUCCCGGAUCAAAUGCCGCUGUACCUUCAAGCUGUUCCACCACUAUCACACCUACAUGUCUGCGGGACCUAUAUAAUUCCUCUGCUUAUGUUCCUCAAGCGACGGCUACGAAUAAACUGGGUGUCGCCGGUUACCUCCAAGAGUUUGCUAAUCUCGCAGAUCUUCAGACAUUUUUCUCCAGAUUCCGCACAGAUGCCGUAGGAUCAUCAUUCUCUAUCGUUCAGGUCAAUGGAGGGGGUAAUAAUCAGAAUAGCCCUGGAGUUGAAGCCAACUUGGAUAUCCAAUACACCACCGGAAUCUCUUUCCCUACCCCAAACAUCUACUACAGUACCGGCGGAAGUCCCCCGUUCACCCCAGACUCCUUCACCACCUCGAACACAAACGAGCCCUAUCUCGAUUUUCUGACUUUCUUGUUGGCGCAGAAGACUAUUCCUCAGACCUUGACUACAUCCUACGGAGAUGAUGAACAGACGGUCCCUCUCGAUUAUGCGACCAGCGUUUGCAACAUGCUUGCCACCCUGGGAUCUCUCGGGACAACUGUCUUCUAUUCAAGCGGUGACGAAGGUGUUGGAGGUGGCGACUGCAAAACCAACGACGGCACCAAUAAGGUUCAAUUCCAGCCAGCGUUCCCUGCAUCAUGCCCAUUUGUCACGGCCGUCGGUGCCACCACCAGGAUCAACCCAGAAGUCGCUAUCAGCUUCUCAGGGGGCGGAUUUUCUCGCUACUUCGCCACCCCUUCAUAUCAGACCACCGCUGUCAAUACUUUCCUCAACGGCCUUGGAACUAAAUUCUCUGGUUUAUUCAAUAAAACUGGUCGUGCUUAUCCAGACGUAUCGGCACAAGGGCAGGGAUUCCAGGUCGUUAUUGGCGGUAGAGUUCAGUCCGUAGCCGGAACCAGUGCUAGUUCGCCUACUGUGGCUGGAAUCUUUUCAUUACUGAAUGAUUUCCGCAUUUCGCAAGGGAAAACUUCCCUGGGCUUCAUUAACCCCUUGAUCUACUCGACUGCAUCGUCUGGAUUUAACGACAUCACAUCUGGGUCUAACCCAGGAUGCGGUCAAUCAGGUUUCACUGCUGGCAAGGGCUGGGAUCCUGUAACUGGACUUGGCACACCAGAUUUCUUAAAGUUGCAGAAACUAGUUUAG